UUCACUAGACACGCAAGCAAACCCAUUCAAACUCAGCAGCUCAGCUGGUUUCCGGCAUCAUCUCCGGCGAAGACGCCAAACUCCGGUUACAAGAGAUGUCUAGCGAAGGCGUAAACAUACUCGCCGUUCCAUUCCCGGUGCAAGGCCGCCUGAACCCAAUGGUCCAAUUCUGCACCCACUUAGCCACCAAAGGCGUCAAAGUCACACUCCUCCUCACCCAAACCGCCACCAAAUCCCUCCAAAUACCCACCGCCACCGCCUCCUUGAUCGCCGUGGAGCUCAUUCCCGACGUCCUCCCCGACCGCGCCGCCGACACGCCCCCGCAGAACACGGAGACAACUAUUGCUCAGCUCCGAGCAACUUUUUCCCAGGGCUUACCACACGUUAUCGAGAAGCUAAAGCGAAAUGCGGAAUCACCCAAAGUGGUUUUGUAUGAUUCCGUUCUGCCAUGGAUUCUGGGCUUGGCGAAAGGAUUUGGGUUACAGGGUGCGGCGCUUUUCACUCAACCUUGCUGCGUCUGCGCCGUUUUCUAUCAUAUAUUCAACGGCGACGUGGAAAUCCCGUCGGAAAAAUCCGCCGUGCUGUCUCUCCCGGGCAUGCCGCUCAUGGGGACCAAUGAUUUGCCUUUUUUCGGUUACCUCAACGAUGAUUCGAAGUACGUUCAGUCUCUGCUUGCCAAUCAGUUCUUGAACAUCGAUCAAGUGGAUUGGAUCUUCUUCAAUAGUUUCGACAAGUUGGAAGAAAAGAUACUGAAAUGGAUGAGAAGCAAAUGGGCAGUAAAAACCAUAGGACCAUUGAUUCCUUCAGUGAACCUUAAAGACAGCAAAGAAGAAGACCACAGAAUCAGCUUCUUCAAGCCCCACUCACAAGCCUGCAUGGAUUGGCUAAGUAUGAGAGACUCCAACUCUGUAAUCUACGUAUCAUUUGGCAGCCUCGCCAGCCUAACACAAGAACAAAUGGCGGAAAUCGCAACCGCAUUGGCCGAGAUCAACCACCACUUCUUGUGGGUCGUCAGGGAAUCCGAAGAAACCAAGCUCCCCAAAGAUUUCAAGUCCAAGACAUCAGAAAAAGGUCUGAUCGUGAAAUGGUGCCCUCAGCUCCUGGUCCUGUCCCACGGGGCAACCGCGUGUUUCAUGACACAUUGCGGGUGGAACUCAGCCCUGGAAGCACUCAUGCUCGGGGUGCCAAUGAUAGCGGUGCCCCAGUGCGCUGAUCAGCAUAUGAAUGCCAAGUAUGUUGUGGAUGUAUGGGAGACAGGAGUGAGGCCAAAGGCUAACCAAAAGGGAAUUGUAACAAAAGAAGAAAUCAAAGCUUGCAUAAGGGAAGUGAUGGAAGAAGAGAAAGGGAAAAGGCUAAAGAGAAAUACUGUGAAGUGGAAGGGAUUAGCAGAGGAGGCAGUGCUUGAAGGUGGAAGCUCUCACACUACCAUACAGAACUUCAUCUCACGAGUUUCAUCCAUUUGAGAACUCCCUUAAUUAUAUAUUUUUGGUUGGAUUUCCAAAAAAAGUUGAGGAAAAUGUGUUAUUAUGUUAUUUGGUUGGAUCACUUAGAUGGAAAAUGUUUUCCAUAGAAUUUGACUUUCUAAAAGUGAAGGAAAACAAAUUAUAAGGGUAGAGGUUGGUAUUUUGUUUUCCAAAGGAAUUUGGAAGAAAGUAUGAAACAAUUGGACUAUUUUACCUUAUCAAAAUUUAUUACGGAGUAUCA
This is a messenger RNA of Ipomoea triloba (trilobed morning glory), 1704 nucleotides long. Its product is annotated as UDP glycosyltransferase 9-like. NCBI's taxonomy places the organism in Eukaryota, Viridiplantae, Streptophyta, Magnoliopsida, Solanales, Convolvulaceae. The record is from RefSeq and is a predicted model, not a curated record. The transcript has 2 exons. Gene Ontology annotation, molecular function: UDP-glycosyltransferase activity. Bases 96 to 1463 code for a protein of 455 amino acids.